Cannabis sativa is the source of this 1211-nucleotide messenger RNA. Its product is annotated as putative pectinesterase 11. Lineage: Eukaryota; Viridiplantae; Streptophyta; Magnoliopsida; Rosales; Cannabaceae. The record is from RefSeq and is a predicted model, not a curated record. The transcript has 4 exons. The coding region runs from base 47 to 1045 and encodes 332 amino acids. Gene Ontology annotation, molecular function: pectinesterase activity. Gene Ontology annotation, biological process: cell wall modification.
AAACAUUCAUUCAUUCAUUAUAUUCUUCUUCUCUUGUUCACCUAAAAUGGCUUUAAUUCAUUAUUUUGUUACCAUAUUAUCAAUAAUUUUCGUUCUUGCAUCACCUUUAGUUCUAGCCGAGCCUCGAUCAGACUCGGCAGUUCUAUUGAGAGUUGACCAAUCAGGAAAAGGCGAUUUCACCAAAAUACAAGAUGCCAUUGAUUCAGUCCCGUCUGAUAAUAAAGAGCUUGUGUUUAUUUUGGUUAAGCCGGGAAUAUAUAAAGAGAAGGUUGUUGUACCAGCUGAUAAGCCCUAUAUAACUAUAAGUGGUACAAAGGCUUCUGUGACUAUUAUUACAUGGAAUGAUAGUGGUGAUAUUUUUGACUCUCCAACUUUUAGUGUUUUGGCUUCCGAUUUUGUUGGUCGUUAUCUCACCAUUCAGAACACUUAUGGGUCAGGUGGUAAAGCAGUGGCAUUGAGAGUAUCAGGAGACAAAGCAGCAUUUUAUGGGUGUAGAAUAAUUUCAGUACAAGAUACUUUACUAGAUGAUAAUGGUAGACAUUAUUACAAAAAUUGUUAUAUAGAAGGAGCCACUGAUUUCAUUUGUGGCAAUGCAGCUUCUCUAUUUGAGAAAUGCCAUAUUCAUUCGUUGGCCGAAGGAACUGGAUCAAUCACGGCGCAACGAAGGGAGUCACCGUCCGAGGAGACGGGUUUCGUUUUCUUAGGGUGCAACAUCUCCGGUGUGAGAACAGCCUUGCUCGGAAGGCCGUGGGGAUCACACUCUAGGGUUGUUUUUGCUUUUAGUUACAUUUCAAGUGCCAUAUUGCCCCAAGGUUGGGAUGAUUGGGGAAACUCGAACACGCAUAGCACGGUGUAUUAUGGGCAAUACAAAUGUUAUGGAAGGGGAUCCGGAAUGAGUAAACGUGUCCAAUAUGCGCGCAACUUUACGAGCGAAGAAGUUGAACCUUUCUUGACCCAAGACUUCAUUGGUGGCAAAGAUUGGAUCAGACCGGUUCCAACCAAAUUCACCAAAGCUACUUUCAAAACAGUUGGUGCAAAAAACUAGCUAAUCAAAAAUAUUGUGCCCUAAUAUACACAACAAAUUCUUUUAAUAUAUUGCACACAUGUCAUUACGUUGUACUAAAAAUAAAACACAACAUAUUCUUUUGUAUAAUAUAUAAGUGAUUAUUAUUAUUAUUAAGUGAAUAUUAUUUUAAUUAUUAUUGAUUUUA